Striga asiatica is the source of this 498-nucleotide messenger RNA. The record is from the annotation of a GenBank genome assembly. Lineage: Eukaryota; Viridiplantae; Streptophyta; Magnoliopsida; Lamiales; Orobanchaceae.
AUGGAACCAAACAAUCAAGAACUAUCCACAAGCCGGCAUUUCGAAACCAUCGGCUCGAAAAACGACGGUCUCUUAGGCGUUGGUCGGUUAUACGAGUGCGUGUUUUGCAAGAGGGGUUUCAACACGGCACAAGCUUUAGGCGGGCACAUGAAUAUUCAUCGAUCGACUAGGGAUCAUCAUAAGCCGGCUGCCAAGAAAAAGUUCGUCUCAACAAACGAAACCGACAAGCAACAAGAAAAAAACCGUCAAAAUUUCGUGUGUCGUGAUGAUGAUUACAUCGGCCGACCUAGCUCAAGUUUGUUGACCGAGAGUUUCUCGCCUUUCACGGCUCCCGCCAUGAAAAUAAACUCGUUCGGGAUAAAGUUUUUUGGCGAUUUGGAUUCGGGUUCGGGUUCGGUUUAUGACCCGGAAAUAUUGUUGGGGAAUAGUAGGGAGGUGAAAAAUGUGAGUCAAUGUGAGAAAGAGGAAUUGGAUUUGGAGCUUCGACUUGGAUUUUGA